AUGUCUCGUCUCCACAACCGCAGCAAUCGUGGUCGCCAGCCGAUGGUGGCUGCGCCAAAAUUCCCCAAUCUCAAGCAACGUCUCGUCGAUGCCUACCAAGCUCCCAAUGCAAAGAAGAACAAACCCACUCGCAAGUAUGCGGUGACCAACAAGAAACGCCAGCGAGCUGCAAGCACAUCUUCCGAGUCGUCAUUGACCGAUCUCGGAACCGAGACGGGAGAUGAGGCUUCGGAUGAGGAAAGCGACGAAGAGGAGGCUGAUGAUGAAGAUGAUCUGCCAGCGGUCUCGGCCCCGUCUCGUUCUCGCACACUGAACGGGGCGGGGCGCACUUUUCAAUCUCUUGGACGGGAUGACGUUUCUGUUGCUGCAAGCGUCGACAGCAUGUUUGGUGAUUUUGCAGACUAUUAUGAAGAAGACGACGACCCCACACUUUCACCCGAGGAAAACCGUAAACGCUUCGAACACCAGGUGUUUGAUGAAUCCGAUGAGGAAAAUGACAUUUAUCAAGCGGUCGACGACAUCAGCGACUCUGAUGGUGAAAUGGACGAGGGCCGCCUUGAAGAACAAGAGCUGCUCGCCAUGUUGUCGGAAGAAGGCAAUAGUGAUGCAGACUUCCUUUUGAACCAGAUUGAUGGUUUGUCUGCAUAUGGCUUCGGUGAUGACAGCGAUGCCAGCAUUCAGCGCUACCCGUCAUCACAGAGUGAGAGCGGUGAUACAGGCGUCGAGCGUCAUGUGCAUUUCGCCGUAGACAAUGACCCUAGCUUGUUUUUGACGCGUAUGUCGGAGUCUCCGACCAUGACUCGUGCAUUGCUUCCUUCGGCACUUCCGGAAUCUGGUGCUCCCAGCCAGAUCCCAGAGAGGCGAUUCAUUGGUUUGGCCGACGACGAUGAUUCCGACUUGACUGAUGAUUGUCUGCCAAAGCAAGCUCAUCAACCGAAAAAGCACGAUGUUGAUUCCAAAAAGGGAUCUUCGCCAUCCACUUCUCCUUCAGCCAAGAAGGCGUCCAAGAAGACGCCUCGUCGUCGGGGGCCGCCUCGUGGUAUUUUCAUUGACGAUGGCAACAAGACCUCCGGCAUUCUCGAUUCUUCGGGAAAGAUCAUUCUCAUGACCAAUCCACAUUUGCUAGGUGAAGAAUUCGCUCGUCGUUACGGAGCUUCCCAGACAUCGAGCCCAGACAUUGGCUUUGCUGAACUCAUCGAAGAUAGUGAUGUCGGUGAUGCUGACGCAGCCAAUGCUGGAGUUCUUGGAGCUCCAAGUGCUGACAUUAUGCUGGCGAGUCUCAACUCUGCCAUCAACGACCCCGCCAACCUUGGUCAGGCUAUUGGGCCUCUUGAAGCAUUCUAUCCCAACCCAAGCUUCGUCUUUGGUGACUUCGCCAUCGAUCCAGAUGAUUUGGAGGAGAACUUUCGUCCCAUUGUGGAGUCUGGAGAAGACGUGAUGGAUCUUCACGAUGUGAUCAAGUUUGACGACGAAACGGAUGACAGUGAUGCGCCGACUUCACCAGCUUUCAUACCUCCCAAACUCGAGCUCUCUGCUUCGGGUGAGGUCAGAAGCCAGUCAUCACCAUUCAACAGCAAGAACAUCAUGGCAUUCCGACGUGAUGCCGAAGCCAAAUUUGCCGUGCUUGACAACACCCCCAAGCUGCGAAGUCAUGUUGAAUUGUUCAACUCACCAUUUGCAACCCCAACCCCAAACAGGCGAAAGCGCAAGAAUCACGCGUCUCCCUACACUUCGUCGCACUACAAGGGCGUGACCCCAGUGCAACGGAUGUGGGAUCCUACCCAACCUCAAACUCCCGAAGCAUCGACUCCCACUGCUUCUUCAAAACGGCGCCGGGUAAUGAUUUGA
Molecule: messenger RNA, 1848 nt
Organism: Exophiala spinifera
Lineage: Eukaryota; Fungi; Ascomycota; Eurotiomycetes; Chaetothyriales; Herpotrichiellaceae
Exons: 2
Coding region: 1-1848 (615 amino acids)
Source: RefSeq, a predicted model, not a curated record